Tuber melanosporum (Perigord truffle) is the source of this 1645-nucleotide messenger RNA. RefSeq lists its product as uncharacterized. Lineage: Eukaryota; Fungi; Ascomycota; Pezizomycetes; Pezizales; Tuberaceae. The record is from RefSeq and is a predicted model, not a curated record. The transcript is spliced from 2 exons. Bases 276 to 815 code for a protein of 179 amino acids.
CAAGUGCGGGAUAAAGGUGCAACUUUGAAAUAUUAAAGGGCGGUGCAGCACGCAACGGGGCAAAGCAAGCAGUCACUUUUUUCUGUAGGUGCGGUUUGGGUCGAUAUAUAAUGACGUGGAAGGAAGGAUGAAGGAUGAAAGAGAGAAAAAGGAGGACAUGAAUCGUCGCUAGGGAGAAGGGGCGUGCGAAGCUGCUUUUCUCACCGUACUUGUGUUUUGCUGGAUACGAGAAAGAAUUAACCUGGCCUCCUUUUACGCGUUUCGGGACCUUAUCGAUGUUUAUUCUGCGAAUUCUAGGAAAAUUAUCCCCCUCCAUUUUUCCUGCGGUCUGGUUUCCCUCCUGGAGCGAAAAAAGUUUUGCCUUUCGUUACGUGCUAUCGUCAUUCUUGUGGAAAAAAAGGUUGGCCAUUUGCUAUGCUGCGCUGGAUUCCGGAACUGGUCCGGCCCCUCCGACAGCACGAUAUCACAGAAACAACUCUCCGAGGAGUGAAGCGCCCCUGGUUCAUGCCCAUACACCAAGCCCAUCUGACCUUGUAAAGGAGAUUGAAGCCAUCCUGAGACCAUCGCGGACUGCCAUUUUACUAUUUGCCAUUUCCCUUUUCCGGAUUUUCUAUUUUUGGCCUAAGCUGGACCGGCCGUAUAUUUUCUCCGUUUCCCGUUGCUUCCACAUCCCUCCCUUAUGGACCCGGAUUGGAUUUACAGAGUUUAGGUCUGGGAGUGCGGGGGAGCAGGUUGUACUACAAUUCUGCAUUUUCACUCGACCUAGCAUUCCAGCACUGUUGGAACUUGCCCGAAGGCCUCAGAUGGACUGCUGAACGAUCAUUUGGACGCCUCUAUGACUGCCUCAACGAGUACUAUCGCCCUUAUAGUACCGAGCCUGAACCUGUUGCCCGGAGGGACUGGACCAUCUCGCCUAGAGCUAUUUAUGGACGACUAACUCUCUGGGCCCAACAUUAGGGCGUCUAACGGCAUUACGGCCUACCCCAUCCACCAAACGGCUAACUGAAUCGAACUCGACAUCCACCAGGAACUAAAAUGGCAGAAGACGUUGGGCCCGUCUCUCUGUGGCGUGGCAGGGGUCUUCGAGGUCAUUGAGAGCGAAAGGGUCUUGUACUAUUGUAUGGGAUCCGACAUGGAGGUGCUGAGUUUGAAUGAUGAUAUUGUCUAUCCUUGGGCUGAGUAGCUAGAAUGAGUCAGACAAAGAGUGAUGGUAUACUGUUCCUGUUUUCUUUUUUGCAUAUGAGUGGAUAUAUGUAAUCUCGGUGCGGUGGUGGAAUUGUGAAGUUUGGUGAUUUGAGUAAGGGGUUUAGGUCGGAUUGGAAGAAAGGUUCAGAUCUGGUAAUUGUUGAGGGGAGGUUCGCGAACACUGCAAAGACGAAGCCACGACACAUUACGCGAGCAAUGCACAGUUGCCCCGUCACCGCUGUGGUUCUCUUAUCACCCCUCGUCACUAUGCAAUAUCGACCGGGAGGUGGGUGGAACGUUCUAUGGAGUGGUGAGUUACUGGGCAAGGGCUUUUAGUAGUCUAGGUGGAUGGAGAAAUGGUUUGAUAGAGGAGCCGGUAUCAUAUAAUAUUAUUAUGAAAACCACCUAGGCUGGACACUCAGUAAUGGCGGUUGUAUAAUUGGGAAUGCAAGCUUUAAGU